GGCUGUGGGACAGUGGGAGUGUGACGUGGAGACAGAGGCAGCGAUUGGAGGGAAGACUGGAAUUAUAAGGGGAGGGUGAGCCGGAGUGAAGCGUCCCAAAGAGCAGCCGACCUCAGAUCUGACAUUGCAGGACGCGCACAAGUCUGUGGAGUCAGCCCUCCUCCGCCUUCUCUCACCAUGCAUCCAGCAAGACUCCCAGCUCGGCAGUGACAAGCGUUUCCGAAGUGACAAGUUUAAGAGCUGAGCAUUGGCGCAGAAAGGCCGAAAUCGAGGAGAAACUGUGCGUAUUUCCCUGCACAUUUUUCUUUACGUCGCUGGCAGUUGGAAGCAGGCGGAGUUAAGCCUUUCUGGGGGAAUUUUUUUCUUAUUCAAGGGGGAAUAUUUUGUUCCAUUCUCUUCACCGACAUGGAGUACACUUCAUCCCCGAAACCGCAGCUCUCAUCCCGGGCAAAUGCUUUCUCCAUAGCAGCCCUGAUGUCCAGCGGGAAGCCCAAUAAGGACAAGGAGGCGGAGGAGAACACCAUCAAGCCUCUGGAGCAAUUCGUGGAGAAGUCCUCCUGCAACCAACAGUCCCUGGCUGACCUGUCCUCUCUGGAUGGGCAUGGGGACUUCAGCGGGAGCGCGCCCGCCGUGUGCACGGAGCCGCUCAUCCCCACCAACCCAGGCAUCCCAAGCGAGGAGAUGGCGAAGAUCUCUUGCAGCCUUGAGACCAAAGAGCUGUGGGACAAAUUUCACGAGCUCGGUACUGAGAUGAUCAUCACCAAGUCUGGAAGGAGGAUGUUUCCAACCAUCCGAGUCUCUUUCUCCGGGGUGGACCAGGACUCCAAGUACAUCGUGCUGAUGGACAUUGUCCCAGUGGACAACAAGCGCUACCGAUACGCUUACCACCGCUCCUCCUGGCUGGUAGCCGGCAAGGCCGACCCCCCUCUCCCCGCCAGGUUGUACGUCCACCCAGACUCUCCAUUCACCGGCGAGCAGCUGAUGAAGCAAAUGGUUUCCUUUGAGAAAGUGAAGCUGACGAACAACGAACUGGACCAACACGGACAUAUCAUCCUCAACUCCAUGCACAAAUACCAGCCGCGGGUCCACAUCAUAAAGAAGAAGGACCACACUGCCUCGCUGCUCAAUCUCAAAUCUGAGGAGUUCCGCACCUUCGUCUUCAUUGAGACUGUCUUCACAGCUGUCACAGCCUACCAGAACCAGCUGAUAACCAAACUGAAGAUUGACAGCAACCCGUUUGCCAAAGGUUUCCGGGACUCCUCGCGGCUGACGGACAUGGAGAGUAGGGAAAGUGUUGAGAAUCUGAUCCACAAGCACUCAUACGCCCGGUCGCCGAUCCGAACCUACGCGGGUGACGAGGAGAACCUGAGCGAGGACGGACACGCCUCACACACCAGAGGUUCAGCGUUCACCGCCUCAGAUAACCUCUCCCUGAGUUCCUGGGUGACCACGACCUCAGGUUUCUCAGGUUUUCAGCACCCACAGUCCCUAUCGGCCAUGGGCACCGGCACUGCUUCCCUGCCCCACCCCAUCCAGGGCUCCCUGCCCCCUUACAGCCGACUGGGCAUGCCGCUGACGCCCACCGCUCUGGCUGGAACCAUGCAGGGCAGCGGUCCCUCUUUCCCCUCCUUCCACAUGCCACGCUACCACCACUACUUCCAGCAGGGCCCCUAUGCUGCCAUCCAGGGACUCCGCCAUUCCUCCACUGUGAUGACACCAUUUGUAUGACUCCAUCCUGGGGAGGAGAUGGAUGAACCUCGCUCUGACACGCACCCCUGUUUCGGAGCAUCAAGCUCUUUCCUCACUCCUCAUCCAGUUUGUAUCUUUCCCUUCGGUCUUUGUAAAUAGCUCACCUACAGUGAGUGAGGUGACGGUCAUGACAUAAAGAGGAUGAGGUGUACUGACAGCCAAUCAAAAAAGGACUGUGGCGCCAUCCUUUGGACCUGCGAAAACACCACCAGAUCCUGUGGUUUCUAUGAACGCUUAAAAGACACUGUACAAACACUUGUGACCUCAAUACAAACUAUAAAACCUAAUGCAAGGUGAUAACAGGAGCAUGUUUGAUCUUGGCCCUUCUUGAACAGAAAGUGGAUCCUUGACUUAUUUAAAGAAACAAGUAGGAAACCCUGUCUUCCCUUAAACGCACUAAUGGCAACAGGGGCUCGACCGGGUCUAAAGAUGGCAGGCAACUCUGUGGUCCUUCAAAAUGACUCACAACUCCACCGGAUGGACAAUGAGGCUCAGUCUGUGAACAUUUCAGCAUGUCAGCAAGGCGGAGCAGCCAUCUCAGGUUUCCUCUGUUUUGGAGAAAACCAGCCAUAUGUACAGUUCAAAGUUAGAACUUUACACUGUUUCGAAAAUAAUGUCAAAAAAUAUGUUAAAAUGCAUUGUACAAAGGCAAACGUGCUACAUUUACUCAUAGGAAAAUUCUCACUGUGGAGAUAAACAAAUAAUAGGACGCAUGCUGACCGCAGUAGACAUACACACUUUAUAUGGAAAAAUAUGAGCCAAAAAACUAAUGAAAAGGUGGUUUUUGCUUUGUUUAAAGGACCAGUUAAUGGAAGCAGCGAAGUUGCUCAAACCACAGAUGUACUGAAAGAGCUGGAUACCAUGCUACUACUGCUGAUUUUUUUUUCUUAGUGCCCAUUUAAAUCUCUAUAGACAUCUGAAACUGAAGGUUAAUAUGAUUGCUGUUUGUUUAAAUAAUGUUUAAUCGGUGAUUUAGAGGUGAUUUGAAAAAGAUCCAAGCAAGAAGAGCUUUUUAGCAUUUUUAGGCAAUUUUCCUCAUAUUUUAGUAUUGGUAAAAAAAUGGCGCUCAAGUGUCAUUCAGAGGUAUCACACUUUUAAUUAUGUGUAACUUCAAGACAAAGUACAGUCUAAACUGUUGAGUUACAUAACAGUUCACUUGCACCACAGUUGUCAUGAAAGGGGAAAUUAGCUACAGAGGCCAUAAACAGUUUUUGUCACAGGCUGUAAAUCUGUAAUUCUCCUGUAAAGUUGGGCAUUUUAACCUGGGUCAGCACUGACUCACUUUAGCAACAAGCCUCAAGUGGCCAUUUGGGGAACUGCAGUUUUUGGCAUUUCAAUUUAUUCCAGUUCUUAUAAUACAUCCAUGGUAAACACAUGCAGACCUUUAAUCUAAGAUUCAUCUUUGAAUUUAACACAAACAAGUCCCACCAGGGACCAACAGCAAACUUUCUAGACAGAGGCAGAGAUAACCCAAAGCUAUCAUGGCCUCGUAAUCACCACGUUUAUCUGGGAUAGAAGUGACAUAAAGUCGAGUUCUUCAGCAUUUCAUUUUUUUAAUUACCUGAUCUUUACUUUAGCAUACAGUGUAGCUCAGUGACUUGUCCUUGACAUUUGAAACUAACGAUCCAACAUGCUGUGUUUGCUCAUCUCUGUGGAGUUGAGAAAGUACGCUUGGUUUGACAAAAGUCGUUCGGUUCAAGAAUGAUUUCACACAGACUGAUGAAUUUCACUAUCUUUGUAUAGUGACCGGACUCUACCUAAAAUCACUUCAAUUACACCUUUCUUUAAAUAGCUGUAUAUUAAUUUUGCUUGCUUUGGUUAAGUGGCCCUUGUAAAUCUGCUCUGACUGGCCUCUAAUGGGCUGAAUUAAGACUCAUUCACUGUAGUCUGUUUUAUAUCAAAAGGCACAUAAAACAGUGUGAAAUGUACAGUAGACAUAUAAACCCCGACUCCUCCUUGCUUUCAGCCUUUUGGUGGUCUGUCUUCAUUGGGUGUUACAGAGCUGAUACAUGGCCGAAUGUGUGUAUGUGGUGACAAGACACACCUGGAAAUAUUGGCUCUUGGGUCUCAUUUAAAGCAUGCAGAAAUGAGGAAGUUGGCUCACACACUCAGUUACAGUAAUUUAUUUUAAAAGGUCAUUUUAGUCAGUAUCUGUGGUCUAUAACUGAAUCCUAUAAACUGGAGUUGAUGAUAAACCAUCCAGGCCAAUAUGCAGACUGACAUCAAUGUAAUCUGAACCUUUAUGCCAGAAAAAUCUAAUUAGUUUGUACUCAAAAUGUGUAAAGAUUUACCUUAACAGUUCAAUUAGUUCAACCUGUGCUGUGGUACAGACUUUCAGACUUUCAUUUUAAAGAUGAACUCCAAAGAAAAUUAAUAAUCCCAUCACUACUGAUAAAAUGUGUGGUAUGGAUGGAGGUUUUUUUUUUUUGGGGGGGGGGGUGUAUUUUGAUUAAAGGUGUCACUUUAACACUACUCUGCAGUUGCACAGUGAUCAGCACAGAGAAAAGAUUGAAAUUAUGCUGAAAGAGCAACAUGAGUUGGUUAAACAAACACUGUAAAUGUCCCAGUUUUGACUCAUGCCAUAUAUUUCCAUCACACAUAGCCUAACACAGCAGAACAUGGGUGUAAGAGUUGGCAGUACUUGAUUUUAUCUCAGCUGUGUAGUGAGCAGGACGGGGAAAUGUACGUGUUGUGGAAAUCAAAGUCCUUUUCUGUUGUACAGCUUUGACUGAAUGGUGAUUUCCAUGUUAAUGUAAAUGUUUAACACCUCUGAGUCGCAAUUCACCACUGAAAAUUAUUUGUUUUUAAAAUUGUUUUGUUUUUAAUGCCAUAAUGCAAAUACAAUACCCAGUGAGAUUGUGUUUUGAUGAUUUUUAAGUGCAAUAUAUUUAUUUUAUUCUGCUGUAUGGAAAUAAUGUGUAAUGUACUAUGACGCAUUUAAAAAACGAAAAAAAAAAGUUAUUUGUAAACCAUGAGAAAUAUAUAUAUAUCACCACCCAGACACUGAGCGCCGUUUAUUGACAUAUUUUUCAUUUACAUCUGAUUGAUCAAAAUCACAGAUACUCAGAAAUGGAAUGAAAUAUUUCUUUUUUGUCUUUUCUUUAAAAAAAAUAGGUUACAAUCAGGUAUUUAGAAAGGUUUGUGUAAUGCUGAAAUAGAGUAAAUAUAAAAGCAAAAACAAGUAUUCAGUAUAAAAAAACAAAACAAAUGAAUCUUCAUCAGGAUUUAAGCUGCUUCAGCCCAUCCUGCAUCACCACCUAGUGGUCAGUCUGCAUCCAAGCCUCACUUAAUGCUGAUGGUAUGUUUUUUGCUCUCUGAAACUUUGAAGCUUCAUGCACUUUGACAGCUACACUAAUCAGAAACACCACAAGUUCAGAUAAUACCAAAGAGCUUUUGUGGUUGUGGUUAUGCAAAUGAUGAGAAUUUUAACAUUUUCAAACUAACUAAGGCUGUGAGCUAUAACACAGCAUUUAACUGCAUUCCGUUAGUGUUGUGGUUUAUCUUUAAAUACUCGGAAAAGUAAUCUAUUUUAGUUCAAUACAGAACUCUUUAUUUUACUGUGACAUCGGGCAAACUAAUACCAAAUUAUAAGCCAUUAGAUUGAUUUUAGGUUUAUAAACUGUAUUCAUUAUAAAAUAAAACCAUGUUACAGGUUGGAGCAAUAUGGACAAGAUCACAGGUGAUAGCAGUAACUGAUGCCGCAGGUUAACUGGAGUGAAUUUGAAGCAGCUACAUGAAACUCAGCUGCCAUUUAUUUAAGUCUUUACAUCUGUGCUUCUCCACCUGACCUCCACAAAAUUGCAGUGGAGGGGAAGUCAAUAUUUGCAUCGGGGGCGGGAUUUUUUAAUUCAGUGGUGUAACAUCAGGCCGCUGCUGCCCUGCUCCGACUGCUGGCUAUAGAAAAAAUGUGUGAUAUAAAUGAUCUAAGCAGGAGCUAAAAAAAUCACACUAUAUCAUCUCUUUAAAAAAGAAAAGUGUAAUUUAUUUUGAAUAAUUCUGCAUGUUUAUCUAUUUAUAUAUAUAUUGAUUACUAGGAAACAAAUGAAAGUGGUCACUGCAUGAACAGUCUGGGUGUUUAUAUAUAUAUAUAUCUCACUUAUAUUUAAAAACUACUGUAUUUCCUGCUUUUCAUAAGCAUGGCAAUGAAACCCUGAUAAAAACCAGGACGCAGCAGUACAUAAAAACUUUAUCUGGGUGCAGAGUGUAAGAAAAAACAUGAAGCACAAUUAAGAUGAUACAAACUAUGAUCAGCACCAGUUUUGGUCAAGUUACUUGAAAAGGUACUUUGAAGGUCAGUUUAAAUUAAAGAAUUGCAACUUCAUGCAUUUAUUUUUUUAAGCAGACAAA
Molecule: messenger RNA, 6096 nt
Organism: Oreochromis niloticus (Nile tilapia)
Lineage: Eukaryota; Metazoa; Chordata; Actinopteri; Cichliformes; Cichlidae
Gene: tbx20
Product: T-box transcription factor 20
Exons: 8
Coding region: 406-1728 (440 amino acids)
Biological process (GO): cell fate specification; positive regulation of DNA-templated transcription; regulation of transcription by RNA polymerase II
Cellular component (GO): nucleus; chromatin
Molecular function (GO): RNA polymerase II cis-regulatory region sequence-specific DNA binding; DNA-binding transcription factor activity, RNA polymerase II-specific
Source: RefSeq, a predicted model, not a curated record